GAUGCCAACACAAGUUUGCAAGCAGGCAAGCAGCCGUUCACAGCAGCAGCUCUUUUGUGGAAGUAACUUCAGAUAUUAGUAGUAAAUAAUUUCAAUAAAUCGCUAAGUAGAGUAAUAUUUACAGCAAUUGAUUGAUUGAUUAAAUUGAAAUGGCGGCAACUAGAAGACUUCACAAGGAAUUGGAAGACAUCAAGAAGUCUGGGUUGAAAUCUUUUCGCGACAUUCAAGUUGAUGAACAAAACAUUUUGACUUGGCAUGGACUUAUUGUUCCUGAAAAUGCUCCCUACAAUAAAGGAGCUUUUCGGAUUGAAAUUAACUUUCCUGCUGAGUAUCCAUUCAAACCACCAAAAAUUGCGUUCAAGACAAAAAUCUAUCAUCCAAAUAUUGAUGAAAAGGGACAGGUCUGUUUGCCCAUAAUAAGUGCUGAAAACUGGAAGCCUGCCACCAAAACUGAUCAAGUGAUACAAGCGCUGGUUGCCUUGGUUAAUGAUCCAGAGCCUGAACAUCCACUUAGGGCUGAUCUUGCUGAAGAGUAUUCCAAAGACAAAAAGAAAUUCAUGAAGAAUGCAGAAGAGUUUACAAAAAAAAACAGUGAGAAGAGACCAAGUGAUUAAAUGUUUUCUGUUUUCAUUGUAAACACUUGAGAAGAGGCAGAGUUAAAAUUUUGAACUGGUCCCCCUCUUUCCCUCUUCACUUCAUUGUAGAGCAGUGAGAGCUGCACUGUGAUCUUCAUUUAUUUUCAUUUCUAUCUUUGCCUCUCUUGAUGGUUGAAAUAUUUCAUUGCACAUGAGCUGCGAAAAAUAAUACAUUUGCAGUUGUCUGAAAAAUUA
Molecule: messenger RNA, 830 nt
Organism: Daphnia pulicaria
Lineage: Eukaryota; Metazoa; Arthropoda; Branchiopoda; Diplostraca; Daphniidae
Product: ubiquitin-conjugating enzyme E2 L3
Exons: 4
Coding region: 150-614 (154 amino acids)
Source: RefSeq, a predicted model, not a curated record